GCCGUGAUUCCUCCAAGUUUCCGACUCCCCCGUCCAAGAUGGACAAAGUCUGUGCUGUUUUUGGAGGCUCCCGGGGCAUUGGCAGGGCAGUGGCCCAGUUAAUGGCCCAGAAGGGCUACCGACUGGCCAUCAUCGCCAGAAAUCUGGAAGUGGCCAAAGCCGCCGCCGGUGACCUCGGCGGUGGUCAUUUGGCAUUUAGCUGUGAUGUUGCCAAAGAGCAUGAUGUUAAACAUACAUUUGAAGAGAUGGAGAAAAAUUUAGGUCCUGUUAACUUCUUGGUAAAUGCAGCUGGAAUUAACAGGGAUAGCCUUUUAGUACGAGCAAAAACUGAAGAUAUGAUAUCUCAGCUUCAUACUAACCUUUUGGGUUCCAUGCUGACCUGCAAAGCUGCCAUGAAAACUAUGAUUCAACAUCAGAGAGGAUCUAUUGUUAAUGUAGGGAGUAUUAUUGGUUUAAAAGGCAAUGCUGGUCAGUCUGUGUACAGUGCUACUAAAGGAGGAUUGGUUGGAUUUUCACGUGCUCUUGCUAAAGAAGUAGCAAAAAAGAAAAUUAGAGUGAAUGUGGUUGCUCCAGGUAUCUUUGAAAGAACUGGUAAGAACUAA
Eptesicus fuscus (big brown bat) is the source of this 602-nucleotide messenger RNA. RefSeq names its product 3-oxoacyl-[acyl-carrier-protein] reductase-like. Lineage: Eukaryota; Metazoa; Chordata; Mammalia; Chiroptera; Vespertilionidae. Gene Ontology annotation, molecular function: quinone binding; oxidoreductase activity, acting on the CH-OH group of donors, NAD or NADP as acceptor. The record is from RefSeq and is a predicted model, not a curated record. The transcript has 2 exons. Bases 39 to 602 code for a protein of 187 amino acids. Gene Ontology annotation, biological process: fatty acid biosynthetic process.